Molecule: messenger RNA, 2000 nt
Organism: Tuber melanosporum (Perigord truffle)
Lineage: Eukaryota; Fungi; Ascomycota; Pezizomycetes; Pezizales; Tuberaceae
Exons: 8
Coding region: 42-1838 (598 amino acids)
Biological process (GO): nucleotide catabolic process
Cellular component (GO): cytosol
Molecular function (GO): hydrolase activity
Source: RefSeq, a predicted model, not a curated record
GUACCCUGGGGCCUGAUCACGACUCUGGAGUUGUCUCAAACAUGGGUAUCAUGAGAACGUUACAGCUUCUUAUUCUUUUAUUGCCAUUGGCAGCAGCUAUACAGCCUUCAGCACAAGAUCCAGUGCCAGGGCAGAGAUUUCGGCACCUUAAAUGGGGUUCGAUUAACUUUUUGCACACAACAGACAAGCUCGGGAUAAAUAGUCAUGGUUGGCAUGCCGGACAUCUUCAGGAGCCUCAGUAUUCUGCGGACUUUGGGGAUUAUCUAUCGUUCACCUCGCAUCUGAGGAAUAUUGCGGAGGAGAAUGGCGUGGAUUUAAUAGUCCUGGAUACUGGUGAUCGCGCCGAAGGGAAUGGGCUGUGGGAUGCUACCGAUCCCAUGGGAAAAUACACCCGGAACUUCUACAGAGAGCUUCCUCUGGAUAUCCUUACUCUGGGAAAUCAUGAGUUGUAUAACGGCACUACAGCUCAAAAUGAGUUUUUGGAGAUGGUUUCUUAUUACGAGGGGUUUAGUCAAAUAAGCCGCAAGUUUGUUACUGAGCGGCAGGGCUUCAGAAUUAUUUCUUUUGGGUUCCUAUUCAACUUUACCAGAAAUUAUAAAAAUACAAGAGUGAAGACGGCUGCCGACACGAUCAAGGAGUCCUGGUUCCAGGAAGUUAUCCAUGACAUAGACGUGGAUUUGUUCGUGAUUAUCGGGCACGUGGACAUCCACAGCAUUGAGUUCACCCAGAUUUUCGAGGCAAUUCGUGAAGUUCACCCGAACAUCCCGAUCCAGUUCUUUGGUGGCCACUCGCAUAUCCGGAAUUUUAGAAUUUUGGAUAACAAGUCUACCGCACUGGAAUCAGGCAAGUACUUCGAGACAGUGGGAUGGCUCAGCAUCGACGGAAUUAAGGCUCGAGAGGCCCCCGAUAACACAGAUAAUACCUCAAUGGUCGUUUCUAGGAGGUAUAUCGAUGUAAACAGGGCUGGCUAUCAACACCACUUGGGGAAGAAUGCUACCACCUUUGACACUCCUCAGGGAUUGCUAAUGACAGAACGUCUUGCCAAGUACCGCGCCGGUCUGGGCCUUGAUCGCCUUAUUGGGUGCGCUCCGCAGGACUUUUCAUUGAGCAAACAUAUAUAUCCUGGUCCACAGAACUGGUACAGCUACCUGGAAGAGCACAUACUUCCAGUCAUGGUCUACAACAAGGAAAGGAGUCAAGUCCCACGUUUUAUAUUCAUCAACACUGGAUCUCAAAGGUCUGAUGUAUUCAAGGGGCCCUUCACAUACGACUCCAGCUUCCUCAUUUCCCCGUUCACCAGCAAAUUCAUCUAUGCAAAGGACAUCGAUUACUCCAUAGCCAUCCACCUCCGAGACUUCUUCGAGAAUGACGCGGGCCCCUACAAAUCCUCCGACAAAUCCGAGAACCCGCUCGAAAACCGGCAACAAGACACCGCAGAGGUAGACAUCCAAUCUUCGCCAUUAGUCAACCACGACCAGGCACCACUCACCCACUCCCAACCUCGCCACAAGUACUCCAGAGUGAUCGGCUACGCAACAAUAGACGAUGCAGGCACCGACGGCGACGACACGAUCCACAUCCCGCUAAAACGUUACCCGACCCCGAAUGUGAUUCAGGGCAACGCUUCCUUCCCUGAAGACUGGGAAUCCUACCCCCCGGCCAAGAUCGACAUUGUUUUCUUCGACUUCAUCGCCUGGCACGUCGCGGCGGGACUUAAUGAAAUUACCGGCACCAAGGAUUACUCCACAGAGGACUUUUUGCCCUACAUGAGGCAGGAGGAUACGAUGACAAAGCUGCUGUUGGAUUAUGUUGCCAAGUAUUGGGGGCGUGAUUGUUAAGCUUGAUGGACAGUAUCAUACUUGUAGGAUAUGGAGGGCUUUUCUUUUGAGCUUGGGGUAGAAGAAAUGAAUAUAACGCCUACAGUACUUGUAAGUUGGUUGGGGGGGGUUUUUUUCCCUUCAAGUAUAUUAUAAAUGUAUAAUAGGAAAUCUUCGGCCCCG